AGAAGAAGAAAAAAACAGAAACAAAAUAACCUAUUGUUCCUCUUCUCUAUUGUCUCGAAGGUUCCCAGAGUUUCGGAGAGUCAAAUCACAUGGAUCAAAUUGAGUCACAUGUCUCUAAUGGUAAAGUAAAAGAGCCGAGGGUAAUAUCUCCGGGAGGAUCCAAGACUGAAGAGAGGCAAAGUGAAGGUGUUACUCAUCAGAUUGACAUGAGUAAAGACGGUAGAGAGCAGCCUCAUGGCGAAGUGAACAUGGAAGCUUCCAUUUCAGCAGAAGAUGUGAUACGAGCUGGAGGGUUUGGUGCUAAGGACGACAUUGGAAGCUUCCUUCCCGUGGCAAGUGAUUCGACUGACUUUGAGGAAUCAAUCCGCUCUGCACGCGACUACGAAGAACCGCAACCGAAGGUUCAAAGACCUGGUCUUGGCUGGCCUAAAGAGUGAAAUCUUUGCCUCCACGGCUACAAUGCUUGCUUUAAUAGUUUUUGUUCUUCGUCAAUGUGUGAUCAAUUGUUGUGUAUGAAUUAUGAUGAUGGCAAAGCGGAAUUAUUUCAAGGUA
Molecule: messenger RNA, 552 nt
Organism: Eutrema salsugineum
Lineage: Eukaryota; Viridiplantae; Streptophyta; Magnoliopsida; Brassicales; Brassicaceae
Exons: 3
Coding region: 90-437 (115 amino acids)
Source: RefSeq, a predicted model, not a curated record